Messenger RNA from Orussus abietinus, 1233 nucleotides. It is a transcript of the gene Yippee, whose product is annotated as protein yippee-like 5. The transcript has 3 exons. The coding region runs from base 126 to 476 and encodes 116 amino acids. The record is from RefSeq and is a predicted model, not a curated record. NCBI's taxonomy places the organism in Eukaryota, Metazoa, Arthropoda, Insecta, Hymenoptera, Orussidae.
CUUGGUUGACACGUCUGUUUAUUCGUGCUUACACAAAUAUUUAUUUGUGCACGCGUGUCAGUUGCGCUGGUUGCGUUAAAAUGCUAGAAUAUCGAAAGGAAUAAAGAAAUCUACGUCAUACAAAGAUGGGGGUGAUAUUUCUGGAGCAUAUCGGAGGUACACGACUGUUUUCGUGUGCUUCUUGCGACACCAACCUCACCAACAGAGGCCAGCUGAUAAGCACACGUUUCACAGGUGCAACGGGUCGUGCCUUUCUUUUUAACAAAGUCGUCAAUCUCAAUUACAGUGAAGUGCAGGACAGAGUGAUGCUGACAGGACGUCACAUGGUCCGCGAUGUGAGCUGUAAAAACUGUGAUACCAAACUCGGUUGGGUAUACGAAUUUGCUACGGAUGACAACCAACGAUAUAAGGAAGGACGAGUGAUCUUAGAACGAGCCCUUGUCACCGAGACCGAUGGGAUGGGGGAAAGCUUAUAAUAAUUUUAGUAUCUUGUAGCAAGUGGUAGAGUAAUAAGUAUCGGUUUUCUUAAUUAACUCGUAUAUAAGUGUAAGCAUAUAUAUAUAUAUUUAUAAUUUACACGACUUUAGUAUUCUGCAAGAAAUUUCGAUUUUCUUAUCCACGGUGGUACAUUAUUCUGCUGCAUACAUGAAUAAUCAACAACAAGGUGACUUUUCUUCGAUGCGAUAUCACCUGCUUCGUAUGAAAUCCUAUUCCACCCAGGGGAUACUCUAACAAAUGUAUUAAACAACGUGGUAACUUAUGUUCUAUAGAGAAAAAUGACCCAACAAAUCAGUCCCAUUGUUAAGUGUUAUAGUUUCUCUUCGAACAUAAUCAUCUAUAAUGUUUUUCGAUACAUCUCCAAAAGUUGAGUACUUUUAUAAAUCAUAUUAUCGUUAAUGUUUGAUAAAUGAAUUUGUACGAUAAAUUCUCGACCUAAAUUCGUUUAGCGUUACCGUAAAAACUGCUGCUACAAGAAUUACUAUUCUUGCUAAAUUUAAGUUAUAUAUACAAUUCGUUCACCAAUACAUGUUUUAGCGACUGCCAUAUCUUUAAGAUCCACAAGAGAGUAUAAAAUUAUGCGUGCUGUACAUUUGAAACUGCAUCGUAAGGUGUGAAGUAAAAAAGGGCUGUGUAUAUUAAUGCAUUAUCUGCCAUAAAAUCCUAGGAAAGGCAGAUUCUGCAAAGAAACCACCUACAAUUGUGAUGUUUUAAAAAUAAACUCGCCAAACGCUC